This is a messenger RNA of Cephus cinctus (wheat stem sawfly), 2567 nucleotides long. RefSeq names its product beta-glucuronidase. Gene Ontology annotation, molecular function: beta-glucuronidase activity; carbohydrate binding. NCBI's taxonomy places the organism in Eukaryota, Metazoa, Arthropoda, Insecta, Hymenoptera, Cephidae. The transcript has 12 exons. Bases 295 to 2325 code for a protein of 676 amino acids. The record is from RefSeq and is a predicted model, not a curated record. Gene Ontology annotation, biological process: glucuronoside catabolic process; carbohydrate metabolic process.
UUAUAAAGGAAACUGCUUGAGCCCAGUACGUUGUUUUCCUUACUGAGCACGAUAACGAGCUAACUGGAUACGUUUAUGGACACCCUAUAUAAGAGACUCAGCCUGGCACAACGCUUCAGUGCGGAUGGGAUAGGUAACUCAUUCUCAUCUAGUGGUCGAGAAACGUCACCGCUAAAAUGAAAAGUGCCUCCGUCAAUUAAGGAGGAAGCACAGCGACCGGUGGAAGGAAAGAUUUUUGCCAAGUCGAAGUCGCCGGAGAUCGUUGGAAUUUCAAGAGGCGCAAUCUGAUCGAUCAUGCUUCCGGAUAAUACGAGAGUCACGUGGACAGCGGUCCUGGGUUUGGUUGGAACAGUUCUGACUGCUGACAUUGGGUUCAUUGGCACUGAAGAAAGUCCGAUGGAUAGGAACAUCUUCCUACCGGAAGACCCAUCCCCGACUCCCCUUCCGGGCCUACUCUUUCCUCGGGAGAGCGAGUCACGCGAAAUCAAGUCCCUCGACGGAUUGUGGGAUUUCAUGGUGUCACCCUCCGAAGACACGUUGAAGGGUCACCGGGAAGCCUGGUACGCCCAAGAACUUUCGAAGGCAGGCAAAGUUAUUCAAAUGCCCGUCCCCUCCUCUUACAACGACAUACCAACCUCAUCGGCGAUAAGAGACCACGUUGGGGCCGUCUGGUACGAGAAGACCUUCUUCGUGGCUACCUCCUGGAUCGAUCAGAGAGUUUUCCUGAGAUUCGGCUCAGUCAAUUACCUCGCACAGGUGUGGGUAAACGGGGCACUUGUGACCAAUCACGAGAUCGGCCAUUUGCCGUUCGAGGCUGAGGUCUCGUUGUACUUGAAAUACGGAGAGCAGAAUAGAAUAACAGUGGCCGUGGAUAACACCCUCUUGCAGACGAGUAUUCCUCAGGGUAAGGUCGUCCAGGUUACAACGGACAGUGGCACUAAGCACGUGCAGAGCUACACCUUCGACUUCUUCAAUUACGCCGGAAUCCAUAGGUAUCUGGAGUCUGGAACACCGGUGCUCCUUCACACAAAGCCCAGGGUUUAUGUGGCGGACAUAUCCGUGAAAACGGAAUUAGUUGGCGACACUGGUAUAGUGAACUACGUGAUCGAAGCAGCAGGUUUGCGCGAGGACGAAGUCCCAGUUUGUCAAGUGAUUCUACGAGACGCCGAAGGAGCUUUAGCCACGAAGGAACCAGUUUACGCCAUAUCCGGUGCUCUGGAGGUUCCCUUGGCCAGAUUGUGGUGGCCAAGAGGCAUGGAUCCAAAUCCUGGUUAUCUCUACACUCUUGAGGUGAGACUUUCUGUCGAGAAUGACAGCCAGCAGGAUAUUUAUAGACUGCCCAUAGGAAUCAGGACCUUGGUAUGGACAAACACCAGCCUUUUACUAAACGAUAGACCAGUUUACAUGCGUGGCUUUGGGAGACACGAGGAUUCCGUCAUCAGAGGACGCGGAUUGGAUUUGGUUACUAUGGCUAGGGAUUACGAACUAUUAGACUGGGUCGGCGCCAAUGCAUACAGAACAAGUCAUUAUCCUUACAGCGAUGAAGUCCUUGAUAUGGCUGACAGGUUGGGUUUCCUCAUUAUCGACGAGUGUCCAUCCGUCGAUGCAGAGAAUUUCUCACCGGCUCUGCUGAGGAAACAUAAAAACUCCUUGUCGGAGCUCAUUAGGAGAGAUAAAAAUCGACCUUCAGUGAUAAUCUGGUCACUCGCGAAUGAACCUAGAAGUCAGUUGCCCGACGCGGAAGAAUAUUUCAAACAGGUAGCACAUCAUGCGAAAUCUCUUGAUCCGACGAGGCCGGUGACUAUAGCGCUAGCACGGGGAGUUCAGGAGGACAAGGCCGGCAAAUUUCUCGAUAUUAUCAGCUUUAAUCGAUACAACUCCUGGUACUCUAAUACCGGCAACCUUGACAUGAUCGUGGAUCGCGUCCAGACUGAAGCCGAGGCGUGGCACAGGAAAUAUGACAAGCCAGUUCUUAUGUCAGAGUACGGAGCUGAUACGAUGCCGGGACUACAUGAGUUGCCGGGUUACGUUUGGAGCGAGGAAUAUCAAACUGAGAUGUUCUCAAAGCACUUUAAAGCUUUCGAUAAUCUCAGAUUGCAAGGAUUCUUCAUUGGCGAAUUUAUAUGGAAUUUUGCGGAUUUUCGGACAGCACAAACGUAUACCAGGGUUGGCGGAAAUAAAAAAGGAAUAUUUACCAGGGACAGACAACCAAAAAUGGUGGCACAUCAUGUGAGAAAAAGGUAUCAUGCCCUGGGAAAGGAAUUGGACCAAGCGCAGACACCGAAUGACAUCCUGCUAUAUUAUUCUCAUCGUUCUGAAUUGUGAGAGAAUAUGUUUUUAUUUGGAACACUAGUGUGAUCAAUUUAGUGACAACAAAUUGUUUUAUUCAAGAAAAUUAAUUAAUUGAUCAAUUCAUCUCUUUUUUAAUACAUGAUGUAAGACUAUGGCACGUGAGACUUUUCAAAUAAUUGUUUUUUCCUUCAAUUUUAUAAAUUUCACAAAAAUAGAAGACGGAAUAGAGCCGAUCUUUGUAUUCUUCCUUAAUAAAUUGAUUAUAUAUAAGCUGA